AUGGCCACCAAGUCUGCAGGUCAAGAAGCCACGAACUCCUCAAAGGCUGUAGCCAGUUGGCACUCUAGCAGGGCAUACACCACUGGUUGUAGAUGCUCCGGGAGUUGCCCCAUGGAAUCUAGCACAGGCGUGUCUGACCCCGGAGGAACUGGCAUCUCAUCGACCAGCUUGGACGCUCUUUCUGCUUUGAAAUCCGCCUUGGUUGAUCCACAAGGUGCGCUUCAAAGCUGGGAUCCAAAUUUGGUUGAUCCAUGCACCUGGUUUCACGUUACAUGCAAUGAUGAUAACAAAGUCACAAGGCUGGAUCUUGGCGCUUAUGGACUCCAGGGAUCUCUUGUCCCUCAGCUUGGAUCUUUGGCUAAUCUUCAAUAUCUGGAGAUAUAUAGGAAUCAAAUCAGUGGAUCGAUUCCAGCCGAGCUCGGAAAUUUAGCAAACUUGCUCAGCUUGGACCUGUACGAAAAUCAACUCUCAGGUCCAAUUCCAGAUUCGCUUGGCAACUUGAAAGCUUUAGUGUUUAUGAGAUUGAACGAUAACAAGCUAACGGGCACAGUACCAGAGAGUGUCAAAGCCCUUACAAAUGGAAAUUUGAGGAUCCUGAAUGUUACAAAUAAUCAAUUGUCAGGACCUCUGUUUCACUCCACAGGCUAA
Messenger RNA from Pistacia vera, 648 nucleotides. Its product is annotated as leucine-rich repeat protein 1-like. Lineage: Eukaryota; Viridiplantae; Streptophyta; Magnoliopsida; Sapindales; Anacardiaceae. Gene Ontology annotation, molecular function: protein binding. The transcript is spliced from 6 exons. The coding region runs from base 1 to 648 and encodes 215 amino acids. The record is from RefSeq and is a predicted model, not a curated record.